Messenger RNA from Ambispora gerdemannii, 666 nucleotides. The record is from the annotation of a GenBank genome assembly. Lineage: Eukaryota; Fungi; Glomeromycota; Glomeromycetes; Archaeosporales; Ambisporaceae.
AUGUACACUGAAAUUUUGUAUACUCUAAGAAACCUUUUAUUGGCAAGGAACAAAGAAGUGUCUCAAUAUUCUAAAGAGAAACAGCCAUUGAGUUCUCCGUUUCCAAUAGUGGAACAAAGAAUCGUCAAGGUAUCCGUGACAAAUCCUACUAUCAGACUGGGGGGAAUAUUUGGAAGACGACAAUUCACAGCAUACGAAAUAACAGUUCAUAUCUGGUGUCCAUUCUCUUGUAAAAUGACGAAUGUAGUCGUGCAUAAACGGUACUCCGUUCUCCGGAAAUCCUACGAAAAAUUGCAAGCAUUGUUACUAGUGACGACGCCAAAUUCACGAUUAGAUCGUGUAAGGUUGCCGUCACUUCCUGGAAAACAAAUGCAUGGCCGUUUCACUAAUCGCUUUAUCGAGCAACGGAGACGAGCACUUCAAACCUUUCUUUGGAACAUCGCACAACUAAUAACAAUAAAAGAAUUUCUACAGUUUCUGGGUGAAGAUCUUUUUGAUGAUAUGGCUUUAUCUACUACCAACCACAACAAACCAACCACCUCGUCACACAUUCUAUCCAUCAAUCCACGAAUGUACGCGGCGGCUAUCAAACGGCACCGAAGACAUCUUUGUCUACGGAAGGUGAAACCGUUUCAAGUCAUCGCCGAAUUGAGAUUUGAUGGGUAA